CCCCGGGGCUGGGAUCUUGGGGUCUCCUCAGCGCCGCCUCAGCCGAGGGGGCAGCGCAGGUUCUGGCCCCCAGGUGAGUUGCUCGCUCUCAUCCCGCCGCAGCCCUGCGCGAUGCAAGCGGGCGACUGUGACUCGUCUGAUGAAGACACUGCUGAGGAUGAUCCGACCCCGCUCAGUAUCUCCUGGUUGCCUUUGUCUCCUGUUUACUCUUCUGAGUUCCUGGGAAUAUCUUCCCUUCCUGGUUGCAGGUUUAAGGAUAUUAGAAGAAAUCUCCAGAAAGAUAUAGAGGAACUAAAGAAGCAUGGGACCCAGGAUAUGUUUGUGCUUUGUACCAGAGGAGAGCUGUUAAGAUACCGAGUACCAAAUCUUAUAGAAGCCUAUCAAGAGCAGGAGAUCUGUGUGCACCACUAUCCUAUUCCUGAUGGGGAUGUUCCAGACAUUGCCAUGUGCUGCAAAAUUCUGGAAGAGCUCAGAAGCUGCCUGGAAAAUAAUCGGAAAACUGUCAUACACUGUUUUGGUGGCCUUGGACGCUCCUGUCUCCUAGCUGCAUGCCUCCUGCUUCAGCUUUCAGAUGCAUUGACACCUCAGCAAGUGAUAGACAACCUCAGAAGCUUGAGAGGAUCUGGGGCCAUACAGACCAUCAAGCAGUACAAUUUCCUCCAUGACUUCAGAGAGAAGCUAACUGCACAUCUGGUGACAAAGGGCACAGCCUUACGAUCGGUAUCGCGGUAACUACCACUGGCAUGGCGUAGCUGUGCCUGCAUUGCUGUGGCAGACACCUGGAUGAGCAACUUCAUUCCUGACCCUUACAGCUUCUCUUUGCUCCUGCCUGUGUGACACUUCUGCUCGUUUCCAUGUGGGUAUUUAAAGGGUUGGAGUGAGGGAAAGAAAUCCUGUAUGACAUGCAGCAUUUUCCUCUGUUUGGCACUUUAAUACUCACUGCCUUAAAGACAUGGAAGUGUAUUUCUGUUAGCUACUCUUCUUGUGGCCUGCAUGCCUGAAGAGCUUGUCUUCAAUAUAAUGA
Molecule: messenger RNA, 1024 nt
Organism: Dryobates pubescens (Downy woodpecker)
Lineage: Eukaryota; Metazoa; Chordata; Aves; Piciformes; Picidae
Gene: CDKN3
Product: cyclin dependent kinase inhibitor 3
Exons: 7
Coding region: 112-732 (206 amino acids)
Biological process (GO): protein dephosphorylation
Cellular component (GO): nucleus
Molecular function (GO): protein tyrosine phosphatase activity
Source: RefSeq, a predicted model, not a curated record